CUUCCACCUCUCUCCCACCAUCCUGAGCUAUGAAUCCGCCAUGAGCGAUCCCCGUCCUUCCUCUUCGAGACCGAGAGAUGGCGGCGGCUGGAGCUGGCGAGAUCGCAAGGACGACGUCGUAGUCCGCACCUCGACGACGCAUCCUGAUCGAUACUAUCCAACGAAGAUGGUCAAGCACCACGUUAAUAAGGCCAUCGCCGCUGUCCGCUCGCCUCCGCACGAGAGCAGCAUGGCAGGAAGAGAGUAUGGAGACGACCGACGCAGAGCUUCAGGGCACGAUGUAUGGACGCCUGCGUCUGCUGGUGGUGGUGGUGCUGUGACGAGCAGAGAUCGGCCGCCUCCCCCUCCUCCUGGUGAAUCUGAUGUUUGGACUCCAGCUAGCCGGUAUGGGCAGGGGUACGGGUUAACGUAUGGAUCCCACGAUCACAGGAGGUAUGGCGAUCCCAGUCCGUACGGCGCAGGCAGACGUCGUAGCAGUGCGGGCAGGGCAGGGCCGAGUGGCAGCGGCCCUCGCAGCAGCAGCAGUAGCGACCAUGCUCGCCAUCGAGACGGCGGGCACCCCUCAUCGAUCUCAUCGAGCUCGACUCGCCCCCCACCUCCCUCUCAACACGAUAUAGAAGAAGCCCUCCGCAUCGACUGGCCAGACGUAGAGUCUCGCGCAAAAGCUAAUGGAUUCGUCACACCAUCGGACCUAGUUGUCGAAUUCAAGCGACAAGGCCAUUUCGACUCGUUGCGACGCUCUUUGCUGCAGUCCUUCCUCUCCUCAUCACCACAAGCAAAGGGCGACGUCACGCAGUCCAUCUCAGAUCUGCUGCUCAGCUACAUUCAGGGCAACCCUGCCGAGGCAGCAAAGAUUAUGGCGACGAGUGGCGGAGAUGUGAGAUUGAUGCAGGCUGAGAUGGUCAAGGUAGUGGAGAUGGACGAGCCGGACAGGGCACGAGUCAAGAGGGCGAAAGGAGAUCAAGAUGAGGAGACGGAGGAGUACAUGCCCCCGUCUGGCCCGAAGAUCCAGCGUGACCUACUCGCAAAGAUGCAACAGCCUCCUGCAGCAACCGUGGGCGAGGAUGAAGAGGGCAAGGAACGCGACGCCAUCAUUUCGAUCCUGUCCACAGACCUUUCCACGACAUCAUCAGCACCAUCAGAACCAAUGGUCAGAACGAUACAGGAGCGAGUGCAGGCGCUGCUUCGAGAAGAGGAGGAGAAGCGCGGCAAGAUGGUCGACCGAGAGGGCGAGGAGCGCACAGCUGCCAGCUCGGGGGAGGGCACGCCUGCUACGAACACGAAUACGCCGAUUGGAGCGGGAGGGCAAGGCAAGGUGACUCCGGCUACUGCAGCGCAGGCCAUGGACGAAGAUCAGAGCGAGGCGAGUGUAGGGCACAAGGGCGAAGGGGGAGACAAGGAGGCGAUGCAGCUAGACGGUGUUGGAAAACCUACAACCCCACUGCCAGCCGAAGAGGAGGCUGAAACGGUCGAGGCCAGCAAAAGGGCGGCAGCUGCGGGGUCAAUGGAUACAGACGCAGCCGCAGAGCCGCCAGCAACCUCGUCAUCUUAACACUCCACAUUGAAUGAUACACUAUAUACCUUGUUUGG
This is a messenger RNA of Jaminaea rosea, 1590 nucleotides long. RefSeq lists its product as hypothetical. NCBI's taxonomy places the organism in Eukaryota, Fungi, Basidiomycota, Exobasidiomycetes, Microstromatales. The coding region runs from base 167 to 1552 and encodes 461 amino acids. The transcript has a single exon. The record is from RefSeq and is a predicted model, not a curated record.